CUUUCGAUUCCCCGCCGACCCUUUGCGGCUCGGCGGCAACCCCAAACUUGGGGGUGAAUGGCGGGCGCAGCGGCGUUAAGCGGGACACCUGAGGGGCUCGGCCCGGGGGACCCUGAGGAAGCGCACUGCCGGCGCUGCCGCGAGCACGGCGACCGCGUGGCCGAGCUCUUCUGCCGCCGUUGCCGCCGCUGCGUGUGCGCGCUUUGCCCGGUGCUGGGCGCGCACCGCGGCCACCCGGUCUGCCUGGUGCUGGAGGAAGCGGCGCGCGUGCAGAACCUCACCCAAGAAUGUUUAAUGCAGUUGGCAUCCAAGAAGCAGCAGCAAGUUGGCAACAUAACCCAGAUAGAAGACGCUGCUGAGAAGCUCAAGGCUCAUGCAGAGUCAAGUAAAACCUGGCUGACAGGGAAAUUCACUGAACUCAGAUUGCUACUUGAUGAAGAAGAAGCUCUGGCCAAGAAAUUUAUUGAUAAAAACACACAGCUUGCCCUCCAGGUGUACAGAGAGCAAAUCGAGUCCUGUGGGGAGCAAAUCAAUGUCAUGAACAGUCUCUCCGACAAAGUCUGGAGUAUCAGCCAGGAACGCAAUCCUAUACAGCUCCUGCAGGAAUACCUGGCUGCUGAGCAGCAGAUACAGCAGCAGCUGAGCCUGGGGGAGCUGUGCCACCCCAUGCCACUCUCCUUCGAGCCUGUCAAGAGCUUGUUUAAGGGCCUUGUGGAUGCCAUGCAGAGCCUCCUACAGACGCCACUGGAUGUCCGCCUUAAGGAAGACAUGAACUGCCAGCUCUCCGGCUCUUCCAGUGCCAAGCCAGGUUCCUUGUUGAAAACAAGCCCCUCGCCACAGCGAUCGCUCUUCUUGAAAUACGCGCGCACGCCCACGCUGGAGCCGGACACAAUGCACGCGCGCCUGCGCCUCUCCGCAGACCGCCUGACCGUGCGCUGCGGUCUCUUCGGCCGCCUGGGGCCUACGCCUACGCUGUGUUUCGACUCGCUGUGGCAAGUGCUGGGCCGCGACUGCUUCGCCGCCGGCCGCCACUACUGGGAAGUGGAUGUACAGGAGGCGGGCAUCGGCUGGUGGGUGGGCGCGGCCUACGGCUCCCUGCGGCGCCGCGGGGCCUCGGCUGCCGCCCGCCUGGGCUGCAACCGCCAGUCCUGGUGCCUCAAACGCUAUGACCUUGAGUACUGGGCUUUCCACGACGGGCAGCGCAGCCGCCUGCGGCUCCGCGACGAUCCCGACAGGCUCGGCGUCUUCCUGGACUACGAGGCCGGCGUCCUCGCUUUCUACGACGUGUCGGGCGGCAUGAGCCACCUGCACACCUUCCGUGCUGCUUUCCAGGAGCCGCUCUACCCGGCCCUGCGGCUCUGGGAAGGGGCCAUCAGCAUCCCCCGACUGCCCUAAAGGCCCAGACCUGCUUGACCUGCGUGCGUGCCUCUCCGAGGCUCUGGUCUCACAGGAUCCAGACGUGGCUAGUCUACUUCCUCUCUACGCAUUCCUCUCCCCCACCAGUCAUGUCCUGUGCUUUGAACAGUUCCUCUCCAAGAUGAGUUCGUUUCAAACAAGCCCUAAACACAUGUCCUCUGCUGCUGCUCUCUCACCCAACCUCCCCUGGUCGUAUAACCAGGGCACUUAUACUACACUGCUUUUAGUCCAGGUUCCCGAAGGGACACACCCAUAGUUGAGACCUAAUCAUCCUGACCAUGUCAGAAUACAUUAUGCUCAGCCUCAGAUCAUUCUCCCCCCUACAGCACCCAGAACGCCUGGCACAUGGUAGGCACACAAUAAAUGUGUGAAUGAAUGAGAGUCGCUAAGACUCUUCUAUCCCUUAACCUCAGUUGGAUCGGCUUCCUCCUCUUUAUUCUACUUCAGCCUGUCCAUGUCACCUCCCUUAGGAGCAGCUGCAAGGGCUUAACACCUGGAGGUCUGAACACCUUUCCCUGUGCAUCCUCCACCCUACAGCCUGAGUGACUUGCCUGAAACCUCACUUAACCUCUUAGAACUAUCAAAAGAUUCCCAAGAUCUAUAGGGGAGAAAAAAAAGCACUUUACCUUAGCAUUCAAGGCUUUUCUAGUCCGCCCCAAACUACUUAUCCUCACCUAGCUCCGACUGCUCUUCUCAGAGACCCUCCAGUCAGAACUGUGUGUCACAUAGUUCCACCUCUACACCCUUGCGCCAUCACACAAACAUAGAGGAAAGCCUUUUCUUCCUUUUGCCUGUCUUCCCUGGGCUUAAGUGCCCCAAGACUUCUCCCCAGGCCACAAGAAUCUCUCUGUGAGGUCCACAGUCUAGGACCUGUCUUUCCAAUUACUUGGGAAGAUUUCUAAGGGCAGCUGUGUCCUAUACCUUUCCCUCCCUGAAAAGUUCAGAAAGUCCCUUUCCUCCUGGGCAGUGCAUGAAGGACUACCAGUUGGCUAUCGUUGAGUCAUGAAACAGCUGAACUGGGAAGGCCUCACAGAUCACCCAGUCUGACCUCACUGUACUUUUGGGGAGAAUAGGAUCCUAAAAGAAAGUUGCUUAGAGUCACCCAUGGUGAUUAAGGGCUGGACCAUCCACCCCACCUACCCCAGCCUCCAGGCAUGUGUCUCACUUGCCUCCCUGGCCUGGCCCUUGAGGCCCAGCUUACAAUCUGGGAGAUGUUACUGCUUAUUCAUUUCUCAGGGGAUGUUGGGAAGAAAUCAGCAGGUGACUGUUGCUAAGCAACCAUGGGCAGUUUUCCCAACUGUUUUGGAAUCAAAAGGAGAAGGAACUAUGAGUGGGGUUUGGGCAGCCCAGGCAUCAUUAUGCUCCUCAGAGUCCGAUGUUGCCAAGGAAACACAGAGAGCCUUGCUUUCCAUACAAUAGAGAAAUGGAGAAGGCCAAAUCAGCAGGACCUCCCAGGGAGGUCAGCUCCUCCAGUAGGGAAGUUAAGGCCUCUUUCCAGGGUCUGUGCCUCAGUUCUGAAGGUUGAGCAUCCUGUUUGUCAAAUUCUUUAGGUGGUUUGGGGGUUAUACCAUGUUAAACUAUCUUAGGUAUGAGGGCAGUGGGUAGGAUAAGGAAAUGCAAAGCUGAAUCUCCCUCAGCAUUGAAACAGACUUGGUGCAAUAAUUAGUUUGAACCAUAUAAAACUGCCAAUUUCCAGUAGUUUUGGACCUCAAAAUGGCAUUUUCAUAUGGUGCAGUGUAAUAUAAGUAGAAUGCAAGGCGGAAGUGGCUUUAGUUCUACCCAAGUCAUCUGAAACUCGAGCUUGGAGAGAUGUCUAAGUACUAUGCUCCAGCUUUACUGAGAAAAGGGAAAUUCUCCUGGGGGUGGCCCGGUGCUGAAAUCUGACAGGCAUAAGCAUUCCUGACAGAGGAAGAUGGGCACACUUGACCCCACAUCUCUCUUCAUCCCUGCAAACCCAGACUUGUCCCCAGACCCACAGCCAUAGCAGCCAAGUAAAAAUACUUGCUGUUUCCUCAGGCACUGCUCUAAUGCUUUACAACUAUUAACUCAUUUGAUCCUUACAUCAUCCCUAGCAGGUAGAAAGUUAUUCCAUUGCACACAGAGCAAAAUUGAGACAGAGAGUAACUUGCCCAAGGUUACACAGCUAACGGUAGAGCUGGGGAUCUGUGCUUAUCCCUCUGUUCAGGUGAACAGGGCCAAGUCUCUAACCAGUGCCUACUUGCCCUGGCCUCUCUCUCACUAGGCCUGUGAUGCUUUGCUUUUGCCCGGUUACUCUACGGGACUUGAGUCUAUCUUUGGUGAUUAUCUUCCAUGGGCUCUGAGAGAGUGUAUUACACUCAGAGGCAGAUUUGAGAGUUUGGGAUUCAUGUAGCAAAGACAGAGCUGGACUACAAGGGAUGAACACUGGCUUUUGUCAAAAGGCCUGUGCUAGCCAGAAAACUGCAGUUUUGGUCCAUAAUUGUGACCUCAAGCUCGUCACUGUACUUCUCAUUUACAUCACCUAUAAAAUGGGGUUAAUGACCCUACCUACCAGUUCUGUGAGGCUCAAAUGAGCCAGGGGAUAAUGAGCUUGCCUUAAAAACUACCCUGCUGUACCACGGGAGGUCCUAUAAGCACUCGCAGCGGGGUCCUUGUUGGGCCUGACACGGUGCUGAGACAACUGCCAUUCCUAGCUGCCAUCUGGCAGUGGCAGGAGCUGUUCUCAGCACAGGCCUGAGCUUCCUUGGGGGUCCAUGUCUAUAAGGGGACUGACUACUUAUUCUCUUUCAGACUUGAGUCUAUAGAAACUUCUUGAUUGAUACAGAAGUUGCUGGCAAAUAUUUUUAAGUGACAGCAACUUUCCAAAACAUGGUUUAAUAAAAUACAAAUAGCUGUCCCUUUUAACCAUGUUCUUCAUUGGGAGUUCAUGCUGCUUCAAGUACACAGCACCUAGGCCUGGGCAGGGCCUUGCUCGUCUCCCAUCGCCUCCACAACUUUCUUGCCACAGUCCGCUGGUCCUUGAUUGAACAUCUCUAGUGAUGGGGGAGUUCACUAUUUCUGAAGAUAAUUCGCUUAAGUUCUUGCUUAUGUGGAAACAAAUCCUGUCUCCUAACUACUCUUGUCCAAGAUAGUAUUAUGUGGCUUCUGGCAACUUUUUAGCAACAUUGAAGCCAUCUGUGGUCACUGACUAAUUUUUUAGAGAUUUCAGGGAUCCUCCCUGGCCUACUGCACCAUCUCUUCUGUUUCUUCAAUUCCACUCUGUCAAGGAGCAGGGGACAGUGAUGAGAGCCUGGUGGAGGCACAGCCUAGCAGAGGGCACACAGGGGGUGGCCCUGCAGAGCCAGGGCUUGGUGAGCAGGAGUCUAUGCUAUGAGGAGGGGACAGCCGGCCCGAGAAGCCAAGCUGCAUAGGAGUAGGGGGCCCAAGGUUGAGUCCACCAUGUCCCUCUCUGAAGCGUUCCUGGGCCUAUAAAAUACAGUCCAAACUCAGCAGGCUUUUAAGCCUUUGCUUCCUUCCUGAUACCUUUGUUUUUUGUUCUUUUUAGAGCCGCACAUGCGGCACAUGGACGUUCCCAGGCUAGGGGUCGAAUCGGAGCUGUAGCCACA
This is a messenger RNA of Phacochoerus africanus (Common warthog), 5000 nucleotides long. It is a transcript of the gene TRIM14, whose product is annotated as tripartite motif containing 14. Gene Ontology annotation, biological process: innate immune response. Lineage: Eukaryota; Metazoa; Chordata; Mammalia; Artiodactyla; Suidae. The record is from RefSeq and is a predicted model, not a curated record. Gene Ontology annotation, molecular function: protein binding; zinc ion binding. The transcript is spliced from 6 exons. Bases 58 to 1395 code for a protein of 445 amino acids.